Molecule: messenger RNA, 1215 nt
Organism: Adineta steineri
Lineage: Eukaryota; Metazoa; Rotifera; Eurotatoria; Adinetida; Adinetidae
Source: the annotation of a GenBank genome assembly
AUGAAUUCUACAUAUAAUAUUACAUGCAAUGCAUCUAUACCUGAAGCAACAUAUGUUGAUGCAGCACCACCAAUUCCACCAAUUUAUUUACAAGGAACUGCUGCUAUUGUCUAUACACUUUUAAGUAUUCUUACUGUUGGCGGUAAUGCACUUGUAUGUUUAACUGUAUUUCAUUAUAUGGGUGUGACAACUGUUACAAAUUUAUUUAUUGCAAAUUUAGCUGUCACAGAUCUUUUUAUUGGGUUACUAUGUAUUCCAAUAGUUCUAAUUUCUGAUUAUCUUUUAUCUGAUUGGCCAUUUGGAAUAUUUAUGUGUAAAUUUACAUCAGUUGCACAAUCCGUAUUUGUAGUUUGUACGGUUUAUACUUUAAUAGCGAUGUCAGUUGAUCGUUAUGUAGCAAUAAUUUAUCCAUUAAAACCCAAAUUAAGACGAAGAGAUUGUCGAUUAUUAAUUAUUAUACUUUGGAUAUUUUCAAUUUUAUUUAGUUCACCAAUAUUUUUCGAAAUGCAUAUUAGUCAUAUAUGUUUUCAUCGAGAUUUAAAUGAUUUAAAAGAAUAUACUCAAACAGUAUGUCAAACAAAUGGAUUAUAUCCAUCUAUUCAAACUAUCUAUAAUAUAGCUACAUUAACAAUAAUUUAUUUUAUUCCAUUAAGUGUUUUAUCAAUGGUUUAUAUACGUCUUGGUUGGCAAUUAAAUAAAAGUCAUGCACCAGGCGAAGCUGAUUCAGAACGUGAUGCAAGAAUUAAGAAAUCCAAACAAAAAGUUAUUAAAAUGUGUUUUAUUGUUGUUAUUAUGUUUGGUGUUUGUUGGUUUCCAAUGCAAUUAUAUAUAAAUAUAUUACGUCCGUAUCUCGAUCAAAUAUUUGAUCAAAAAUAUGUACCUCAUUUUUAUUUUGCUUUUCAUCUUAUGGCUAUGAGUAAUUCAUGUAUUAAUCCAUUUAUAUAUGGUGUUAUGUCAUCAAAAUUUCGUGCAGGUUAUUUACAUUAUUGGCAUUGUUGUAUUACAUGUGGUGGUUUAAUAAAUGAUCAUCUUAGACAAAAACAUCAUAUUAAUAAUGGUAUGAGAUUAUCAGGAACAUUUCGACGAACAAAAAGACCAACAUGUGAAAUAAGUGUUACAAAUAAUGAACAUAUUGAUCGUGAUCGUGCAAGUUCUAUGUCCGCUCCGUCUAUGAUUCCAUUAAUGGCUUCACAUAAAACAUCAACAUGUAGUUAA